AUGCUAGGCAUCACCACUAUAUCCUACAGAUUUAACAUCAUGGGGGAAUACAUUGAUGUCUUGCAGGCCAAAAGGGGGAUUCGGCAAGGUGAUCCCGUAUCACCUAUGCUCUUUGUUCUUAUAAUGGAAUACAUGAAUAGAUUGUUGGUUAAAAUGCAAAGGGGUCCUAAUUUCAACUACCAUGCCAAGUGUGAGAAUAUGAAAAUUACCAACCUCACUUUUGUAGAUGAUGUACUGUUACUUUGUAAAGGAGACGAAACAUCAAUGCAAAUGAUAUUAAAGACUUUCAGAAAAUUCUCCAAAUCCACAGGCUUGAUGAUGAACCCUAACAAGUGCAAGAUCUAUUUUAGGGGAUUGGAUACUGAGAAUAAAAAGGCCUUGAAAGAACUGUCGGGUUUCCAAGAAGGGACACUACCAUUCAAAUACCUAGGAAUCCCUCUUUCUAGCAAGAGAUUAACCAUCAACCAUUUUAUGCCCUUGGUGGAUAAAAUAGUGGCUAUAAUUCAUCACUGGUCCUCUAGACUCCUAAGCUAUGCAAGAAGAAUUAAAUUGGUGAAAAGUAUUGCUUAUGCAAUGGUGCAGUACUGGAUGCAUUUCCUCCCCAUGCCUAAAUAUGUGAUUAAAAAAGUAGAUUCAAUCUGUCGAAGCAUCACUUGGAUAGGUAAGGAUGCUGUGAGUAGAAAAUGCCUUGUGGCUUGGAAAAACACUUGCUUCCCUACUGCGCAAGGUGGGAUGAAUUUACUGAACCUUCAGGUUGGAACAAUGUGCUGCUUUUGA
Lathyrus sativus (Indian pea) is the source of this 777-nucleotide messenger RNA. The record is from the annotation of a GenBank genome assembly. Lineage: Eukaryota; Viridiplantae; Streptophyta; Magnoliopsida; Fabales; Fabaceae.